This is a messenger RNA of Cydia pomonella (codling moth), 1965 nucleotides long. RefSeq names its product speckle-type POZ protein-like. Lineage: Eukaryota; Metazoa; Arthropoda; Insecta; Lepidoptera; Tortricidae. The record is from RefSeq and is a predicted model, not a curated record. Gene Ontology annotation, cellular component: cytoplasm. Gene Ontology annotation, biological process: proteasome-mediated ubiquitin-dependent protein catabolic process; regulation of proteolysis. Bases 167 to 1177 code for a protein of 336 amino acids. The transcript has a single exon. Gene Ontology annotation, molecular function: ubiquitin protein ligase binding.
GCUACAAGCACAGACUACAGAGUAAAGUAAGUAUAUAAGUACAGAUACAAGUAUUUGAACGUUACAAUGAAGUGCAAUCAAUAAAUAACUCAAAAUUAUGAAAAUUUGACUUUUUCACAUCUCAAAUUACUUAAUUAACUCCAAAGUGUGCAAUUAAACGUCUAAUAUGUCUUGUAUAAAUUACUCGUCACGCACAGAGGGCCAGAGGAAAAUAAAUACAAUAAUAUGGUCAAUACCAAAUUUCAUAAAUCUCUUAGAUAAGACAACUAGAGAAUUCAGGACUGAGAAUUCAGAUGCUAAAGUUGAGUUGAAGGAGCCAAGAUUUCAGUUGAAGAUGCAAUUUUUGGGAAGAGACAACAAUUUGAUUGAGAUUUACUACCUGUCCCCCACUCCUGUUUUUCUGAAAUGUAUCUUAACUAUUUGCUUGAAACGAUAUGAGGAGCGCUCCGUAAUUGAUAAGGACUACAACACAGUCCAGGCAAAUAAAUGGCAGUACUUGACAACUUUAUACAAAAGAGAUAUUAUAAAUGAGCGGGAUAUUAUACUACUUAGUGAUGGAACAUUAAGACUCAAAUUUCAGUUUAUGAUCACAAAUGAUAUAAAAGUUGACCGAACGCAUAUCCCUGCAGCCCAGCUAAGCAAUGACUUCGAAAAUUUGCUUGAGAAUGGACUAUUUUCUGAUGUUAUCAUGAAAUCAGUUGAAGGGGUUGAAUUUAAAGUGCACAAGGCUGUUUUGGCGAGUCGGAGCGCUGUUUUGAAAGCGCAUUUUGAGCAUAACACUAUAGAAUGUCACACCAAUGUUUUAGAAUCUCCUCUGGAUGCUGAUAUUUUACGAGAAGUAUUGACUUUCAUUUACACAGAUAAAGCUCCGAGUGUAGAUGAAAAUCCUGAAAAGUUAUUGGCUGCUGCGGAUUACUACCAGCUUAGCAGGAUGAAGAGCUUGUGUGAGGAAGCUUUACAUAAGAAAUUGACUGUUGAGAAUGCUAUAGAAACCUUGCAGUUGGCAGGACUGCAUUCCGCAAGCACAUUGGAGCAACUGACGCUUGAAUUCAUAAAGGAUGGUCAAGCGAAGCUGAUCAUUAAGACUGAAGGCUGGGCAAAAGUGAAAUCAGUUGAUUUGAUUAAGAGAAUCUAUGAAUAUAUAGUAAAUGAUGAAGUUGAUACUGAUAUCAAAUAAAAUAUAUAUUGUUGAAAAUCAAACUAGAAAGAUACAUAUGCAAUACCAUUAUUAUAAAACAAAUAUAUUAUUUAACUAUAAAUGUAAGGAAAUUCAGAUAAAAAAAUAAUUUAUUAAAUUGAAUGAUUGUCAAAUGUUGUUAUGAAGUUGUAAUAGGUAUUAAAUCUUAUACCUUUAAACGAGCAAUUCUUGUAUAUAUAUAUGUAUAUAUAUUUCUGUGAUCUCGGAAACGGCUCUAACGAUUUCGCUGAAAUUUGGUAUAUGGGGGUUUUUGGGGGUAUACAAUCGAUCUAGAUUAGUCUUAUGUUUGGGAAAACGCGUGUUUUCGAGUUUUUAUGCGUUUUUCUUUCGACGCAGAAUAUGGUCGCUAAUUUCGUGCUGCCGACCACUGUCCGUCUGGUCCAGCGGGUUAAGACGUGGACGGCUAGAAACGAGUGUUACGGGUUCGAAUCUCGCCCGGUGAAUAACUUUUGUUUUUUUUUUGUGUUCAAGUUUAUAUAUAUAUUUUUUAAUUUUUAUUGUUUUAGACAAGUUUAAUUUAGUAAAAAAAUGUAUUUAAGAUUAUCACCUAUACACCACCAUAUUACAAUAAAUAGUUAGAACGUCGCCCAGGUACUUAGAAAUUAAAUAAGUUAAAAUGGGUCACUCAUGUAUUUUAAGUCGAAAACGCUUGACAUGUUUCACUCAGUUCCGAGGAGUGUCAUCAGGAGGACUGUUGAGGAGUGUUUUGUUAUUAAAUUAGAAAUUGAAUAUUAAUGUUUGCUCAAUAAAAAACAAAAAUAAACAAA